AUGAAUUCCUAUUUUACGAACCCGUCGCUCUCGUGCCAUUUAAACAGCGGUCAAGAGGUUCUGCCCAAUGUUACACUCAGCUCGACAAGCUAUGACCCGGUGCGACACUUCUCACCAUAUGGCGCUGCCGUGGCCCCAAACCGGAUAUACUCCAAUCCAUUCUAUUCAACACAAGAAAACGUUAUGUUCGGGUCCAGCCGAGGACCGUACGAGUAUGGAUCAAAUGUGUUCUACCAGGACAAGGAUGUGCUUCCAAGUUGCAGACAAAGCCUUGGGCAAACACAGGGUUCAUUGACCCAGGAUUACGCUUCAGACCAAGGCAAGACUCAGGAACCAAAAGGAAGUAUUCAAAUAUAUCCGUGGAUGCAGCGGAUGAACUCGCACAGUGGAGUUGGCUAUGGGUCUGACAGACGGCGAGGUCGCCAAAUCUAUUCACGAUACCAAACUUUAGAACUAGAGAAGGAAUUCCAUUACAAUCGUUAUUUGACAAGACGCAGAAGAAUAGAGAUUGCCAAUGCGUUGUGUUUGUCGGAACGCCAGAUUAAAAUUUGGUUUCAGAACCGCCGCAUGAAGUGGAAGAAGGAGAGCAAUCUCACAUCCACCCUCAAUGACAGUGGCUCUGUAGGAGCUGGCCAGGACACGGACAAAGAAGAAGGGGAAACAGGAAGAAAAAAAGAGCAUAACUGA
Molecule: messenger RNA, 687 nt
Organism: Sinocyclocheilus anshuiensis
Lineage: Eukaryota; Metazoa; Chordata; Actinopteri; Cypriniformes; Cyprinidae
Gene: hoxc6b
Product: homeobox C6b
Exons: 2
Coding region: 1-687 (228 amino acids)
Biological process (GO): regulation of transcription by RNA polymerase II; anterior/posterior pattern specification
Cellular component (GO): nucleus
Molecular function (GO): DNA-binding transcription factor activity, RNA polymerase II-specific; RNA polymerase II cis-regulatory region sequence-specific DNA binding
Source: RefSeq, a predicted model, not a curated record